This is a messenger RNA of Acanthosepion pharaonis, 708 nucleotides long. Lineage: Eukaryota; Metazoa; Mollusca; Cephalopoda; Sepiida; Sepiidae. The record is from the annotation of a GenBank genome assembly.
AUGGAUCAGAUCCUAGAGGGGCAGGAGGAGUACGCCUUUUCCAUCGGCGCGCUAGUGUUGAAUCAAAUGGCUUAUGCUGAUGAUCUCAUACUAUUCGCCAGCUCCCCUGACGAGAUGCAGAAGCGGAUAGACCGGCUCGUUGUCGGCCUUGGCAAGCUCGGACUCGAACUCAACGCCCUGAAAUGCCGUGUGUUAUGCAUUCGUGGGAACAAGAAGAGGAAGUUCUGCUAUGUGGACACCGCCGUAUCUAUUAUGGUGGACGGAGUCGCCCUCCCGGCCAUAACUGCUGAGUCUGAGUUUAACUAUCUCGGAGUCCAGUUCAACUGGAGGGGCGUCGCUCGGACACCUCUUGGUCUCGAACAUCUUUUGACCAGGCUCGAUCGCGCUGCGCUCAAACCGCAGCAAAAGCUGAACUUCCUUAAAAAAUUCUUGCUUCCGCGUUUGCAUCACCGCCUCACUUUUGGCCGCCAUCACAGGGCUGAACUGGUUAAGGGCGACAGGAUGAUUCGUCGGGCGGUUCGUAGGUGGCUCCGGCUGCCUUCCGACUGUCCCAAUUCCGCCAUCCACUCUCCGGCGAGAUUCGGCGGUUUAGGGGUUGCUUCGCUGGAACAGCUCGUUACCACACUGAAAGGCAAACGCCUUAGCCUUUUUACUGAAGGGUGCGCAGAAGAUGCCCCGGUUGCAUCUAACCCUCAGUCCGAUAUUUAA